Molecule: messenger RNA, 1275 nt
Organism: Didymella exigua CBS 183.55
Lineage: Eukaryota; Fungi; Ascomycota; Dothideomycetes; Pleosporales; Didymellaceae
Exons: 2
Coding region: 1-1275 (424 amino acids)
Source: RefSeq, a predicted model, not a curated record
AUGGCCAACAGACCGAAAAGUAUGAACGAUUUCACUGCACUCAUGGACGCUUCUAUGCCGCUCUUUGAGAGCAAGACGGAUGCGGGGAGGAGCACUUCUCCGGCGAGGAAGUCGCCUGAAAGAGGAGAGAGGGCAACAGGCCACUCGCGCAAGAAGCCCAGCAUGUCGCUGGCACAGGGCUUGAUCAUCAAUGGCGAGCUGCAUCCACCCAAGUCGCCGUACAGGCAGACUCAUAGCAGAGUUAGUCAAGAUGGCGGAACUAACGGAGUGGGCAAUGGCGAGGAGAGCCUGUUCUAUGCGUAUGCGCUGAAGAGCGACUAUGCAAACUCGCCCCCGUAUCUCCUCACCUUUGCAACCUCGGAUAUCUGCGCUCAAUGGUGGUCACUCGUACAGCAGGAGUACCCUCAGUCCACACGUCCCGGUGCCCAGCUCUUCGUCCUCAAGACAGACGACAUGCAGGCCAUACAGGACGACUCGAAGUUCAUAUCUCUGCGCAACAAGUGGUUUUUCACCUCGCAAGACCGCUCCAACUGCGCCACUCCAGUCAUCCCACUACAAGGCGCGACCGGCCAUCUCAUCGCGGGUGCACCUUUGCCACAGGCGCGGCCGGCCAUUGAGACACCUGCAUGCACUUCAGUCGAAGAUCUGGCCGAGAAGCUGGAGAGGCUCUCGUCAGUAGUGGAAAGCAGUGCAGAGCAUAUCCACGCGCUCUCAGUCGCGCAAUCCGCCGGUCUGCAGCGCAUGCAAGAGAUCAAUGAGAGCAACAGCACCCAGAUCAAACAGCUCGCCGAGUCGCAAGCCAAGCUCCAGUCUCUCAUUGACCAGAAUGCAUCGCACUACAUCGCACUGUCGAACACGUCCUUCAAGUCCCACGAGCAAGUCAAAGACGUCCUGCAAGCCACCACUGUGCAGAUCCAGAGCCUAAGCGGGAGUCAAGAGCAGCUAACACAGACAUGCAAAGCGAUGAUGCGCAGCAUUUCCAACCUUGCGUCUUCCAUCCAUCAACCAAGCAUAGCACCUGCACCUGCACCGCCGUCAGAAGUUUCAACACUGCAGUCCACGCCUCCCAGUGCAUCAAGGAAUUCGGAUCUCUCGAAGAUGAGCCCUGCUCCACGCAAACUCAAUCGGAGGAUUAGAGGCGUGUGGUAUGAGUACGACAACAGCGAGCCCAGAGUUCAUGGAGCCCCGAGGAAGCUCGCCGAUGCACCGGUGUUGAGAACAAGCAAGAUGCCCGCAACGCCUCCCAGGACGCCGAGGAAGCUCACACAGACCUGA